This is a messenger RNA of Impatiens glandulifera, 2431 nucleotides long. RefSeq names its product probable glutamate carboxypeptidase AMP1. The transcript is spliced from 10 exons. The record is from RefSeq and is a predicted model, not a curated record. NCBI's taxonomy places the organism in Eukaryota, Viridiplantae, Streptophyta, Magnoliopsida, Ericales, Balsaminaceae. The coding region runs from base 81 to 2177 and encodes 698 amino acids. Gene Ontology annotation, molecular function: carboxypeptidase activity.
UUCUUCUCUCAUCAUCAUAAUCACCUUCAAAGAUCCAAUUCAAAAGAUCUCUCUCUGUAUGAUUGAUUGAUUAUCCAUCCAUGGCUCAAUCUUUCAGUCCAAAUAUUCCCAGAUCAAAAUCUCCAUUCUACACCUUUUCUCUAAUCAUCAUCAUCUUCUGCAUUAUACUCUUCUACACCCUUCACUACCGCAAUAAUUCACUCAUUUCAAAUAAAACUUCCCAAAAUGCUAAUCUCUUCAGAAAUACAUUCAUCUCUUCCGCCGACAACUCAACCAUCUCCGACUAUCUCCGUACUCUAACUCUCCAUCCUCACCUCGCCGGAACUCCACCCGCCGACAAGACAAUCGCCUACGUCCUAAACCACUUCCGUAACUCGGGUUUCGAGACCCACGUCAAGGAAUACAAUGUCCUCCUUUCAUACCCAAUACACACCUCUUUAUCCCUGCAUUUCAGCAACGGCGCCGUCAAGGAAAUACCCAUCACUGAGAUUGGUAUCGAUCAAGAUUCCAUUGUUACGCCUUACCACGCCUAUUCCCCUUCUGGGUCGGCUUACGGUAGAGCGGUAUUUGUAAAUCACGGCGAAGAGAAUGAUUACGCCGUACUCGAGUCGCAGGGGAUGAAACUCGCCGGCUGUGUAGCGUUGGUCAGACGAGGUGGGUUAUCUAGGAAUGCGGUGGUGGAAAAAGCGGCGGAGAAAGGGUUGGCGGCGGUGCUAAUGUACACUGAGACUGAAGGGUUUAAUAACGGCGUUGAGAGAGGGACGGUGUUGAAGGGUUUGGGGGACCCAUUGACACCUGGUUGGGCAGGGAUUGAUGGUGGAGAGAAAUUAAAGUUAGAUGAUGAAGAAGUAGUGAAGAGGUUUCCGACAAUACCUUCUAUACCCAUAUCGGCGGACGCGGCGGGGACCAUUUUGAGGUCAUUAGAAGGGGCCCGGUUACCUUAUCAUUGGAAGGAGACCCUAAAGUCCAAGGUUGGUAGGGUUGGUCCUGGUCCUAUUAUGAUCAACUUCACUUAUCAGGGAGAAAAGAAGAUGUCAACAAUCAGCAAUGUUUUUGCAGUCAUAAGAGGAUACGAAGAGCCUGAUCGUUUUGUAUUGCUUGGUAAUCACAGAGAUGCAUGGACUUACGGUGCAGUUGAUCCCAACAGUGGAACUGCUGCACUUCUUGACAUUGCUCGUCGAUACUCUCUUCUUGUGCGCAAGGGUUGGAGUCCUCGAAGAACGAUUGUCCUGUGCAGUUGGGACGCCGAAGAGUUUGGGAUGGUAGGAUCUACUGAAUGGGUUGAAGAUAACCUAAUAAAUUUGGGUUCGAAAGCUGUGGCCUAUAUAAAUGUUGAUUGUGCAGUUCAAGGUCCUGGAUUCAUUGCUAGCGCAACUCCUCAGUUAGAUGAUCUCCUAAUUGAGGUGACAAAAAAGGUCAAAGAUCCUGAUUCCAGUGAUAUGACAUUGUAUGAGAAGUGGGUGGCUAAUAACAAGGGUAUAAAGAUUCAAAGACUCACAGGUGCAGAUUCAGAUUUUGCUCCAUUUUUACAACAUGCAGGAAUUCCUUCUAUUGACAUGUACUAUGGUGAAGAUUUCCCUGUCUAUCACACUGCUUUUGAUUCCUAUGCUUGGAUAACUAAGUACGCAGACCCAUAUUUUCAGCGACAUGUUGCUGUCACUGGAGUCUGGGGACUUCUUGGUCUUCAUUUUGCUGAUGAAUUAAUUUUGCCUUUCAACUAUCUUUCAUAUGCUGCUCAAUUGCAGGAGUAUGUAAAGGUCUUGGGCACUGCCUUGGACAACAUUGCAUCUAUCUCUUUACAUCCCUUAGUUACUUCCAUCGAAGAACUUGUCGAGGCAGCUAAAAAAGCGGAGGAUGAGAAAAAGGAGCUGAGCUCAGAGAAGGCUGGGGAUUAUCAUUUUGCACUGAAGAGGCGCAUACUAAAUGACCGGCUGAUGUUUGCUGAAAGAGGCUUCUUGGAUCCACAAGGUCUUAAAGGAAAAGAAUGGUUUAAACAUCUAAUUUAUGGACCUCCAUCAUGUGAUUAUGGAUGCAAAGAGGCUGUCUUUCCAGGUAUCAGUGAAGCUGCCUCUCGGAUGACAAGAACGAAAGAGACGGAAACAGUCCAGCAUGAGAUAUGGAGAGUAGCCAGAGCAAUUCAAAGGGCUGUUUAUGUAUUGAGAGGUGAUUUAACUUGAACAAGUUAUACUAAUAAUAAUUUUAGUCUAAAGUCUAAUAAACUAUUCCCAAUCUCUGUAAUAAUGUGUCAUGAUUAAGUUUGUCUCUUUUAUUCUGUUUUUAUUUCUUUAGAGGGAUAAAUCGGUAAACAAAAUUUUAUUGAUAUUGCGGAAAUAUGUACAUAAACGCUUAACUCUAAUAGGUGAAAAAACUUCCAAAGGACUUAGAUAAUACAAUAUUACAAUGUAUUCCUUAGUAUAAAUUAGGAUUUAAA